Strongylocentrotus purpuratus (purple sea urchin) is the source of this 3230-nucleotide messenger RNA. RefSeq lists its product as uncharacterized. Gene Ontology annotation, biological process: proteolysis. The record is from RefSeq and is a predicted model, not a curated record. NCBI's taxonomy places the organism in Eukaryota, Metazoa, Echinodermata, Echinoidea, Camarodonta, Strongylocentrotidae. Gene Ontology annotation, molecular function: cysteine-type endopeptidase activity. The transcript has 10 exons. Bases 500 to 2020 code for a protein of 506 amino acids.
AUGGAUCCGCUACUGUCCUCUGCAUAUACUCCUCCAACACCUCAUUUCGAAAGACCGAAAGCGUGGAUUGAUUUGCUGCUCCAAACUGUCAAUAAAUAGUCGGGGAAUCCCCAAGAUUUCGCUGAUUCCAUAAACCAUCCGCUUUUAUGUUCAACAUAUUGCAUAGGUGAACUCAGCGAACAACCCGGAACUCGUUCCCUGGAAAUUUAAACGUCACUCGCUCAGCCAGCGCAGCACAUCAAUUAACACUUGUAAUUUACCACUGCAUGCACACCAAUCAAUGCGGCCUGCAUGGAUACCUGUUUCGCAAUUCUACAUGUACAGUUAGAUAUACUCAUGGGCUAAAAAUACCGCGGCAUGACAAGUGUUCAAACCUGACUGUGAUCGGCGGGAAGUACAAUAUAUUAUUCACGUUUCGAGACUCGAUCAGAUUCUAAACUUGGAGGAAAGUUGUGAUAUUUAUUUCUGUGGUACAUCAUUUUGAAGAACAACCGGAGAUAUGUCGGGGGAAGAGAGAGCAGAACAAAUUCAGCGAGAAUUAUUCAAAAACAUCAGCGCUGAAAUAACAGACCGGGAACUCGACGACAUCAAGCAGGAACUGAAACAGAAGGCUUUCGGUGGAUUCAAAGCAGGAGAGAUUCAAAGGGAGCUUAAAACAACCGAUGAUGUUUUAGAAAAAUUAAAGAGAAAAGGCAAGAUUAAAAUUGGUGAAUAUGGAAUAUUGCGGAAGCUCGCGGAUGCCAUUGAUUCACAGCCGCUUCGGGAUUAUGUAACUCAAGCCGAGAAUUCUUUAAUUGCAAUACGCUGGCCUGUAAAGCAUCCAGAACUUGAUUCCCCUAUGGACAACCAUGGCGGGUACCCCCCGCAACAGCCUUUCCCCCAUCCACCCCCAUAUGACCCUCGUAGCUACCAACACAGUUCGAUGGGACCUCCUCAGCAUCCUGUGCAUCAUGCUGCACCCCACCAACAGUACCCUAACUACCCAGACAGUCUGAUGAGACCGCCCACUCAGCCUGCGCCUCGUGCUUCACCAAGCCACCAGAUCCCCUACCAACAGGGUGGUAUAGCGCCCUCCCACAUGGCCCAACCUACAAACCCUCAGUACUCACACCAAGGUGGUUGGACGGGAGCUCCUCAGCAGCCAGCUCCCCAAUCAUACUCACCCUCAGUUGCUGAUGGGCAGUCAAGAGCAGGUUCAGCUACAUCCGGACAAUAUGCAGAUGGGAACAUCCCGUUUGACUGUCGCACUGAAUACGAGCCCGGGCGUGGCUUUGUGCUCUUUAUCAACAACUUUUUCAUUGGAAAAUCAGAUCACCGGAGGGGUGCUGAGGCUGAUGAGAAAAACGUCCGUCAUCUGUUUGAAAAUGUCCUCAAGGGAUUUCACCUUCAGUACGAGCAAGAUGUACCCCUGAGAGAGCUUAAGGAGUACUUGAAAGCCCUGAAGAAUACACUUUCGACGGGUCACUACAAGAGCUUCAUUUUUAUUCUCGGUUCUCAUGGAGAACCAAAGGAUGGAGCUGACAGGCGCAUGAAGGAUGCAGUACUCAUGGCUGAUGGUGAUUGGAUGUUGGUUGAGGAAAUUGUCAGCAAUUUCCAUGGAGACCAGAUACCAGCAAUGAAAAACAAGCCAAAGGUCUUCAUUAUCCAAUCCUGUCGUGGGAAAGAGUUGCAGAGAAGUGUAUCUUUGUCUGAUAGCCCUGCGGAAAUGUCUAAUCCAGGGAUGAUGAACUAUCCCCAGCCAGCCGUCACGACCCGCCCCGUCAACUCUGACAUUCUUAUUGCGUAUGCAACCUCUGAAGGAAUGAAGGCGUGGCGCAAUGAGGAAGAAGGAUCCUGGUUCGUGAAAGACCUUUGUGAUGUCAUCACGGAGUAUUACGACAAAGAACACAUUCUAGAUAUCCUUGUACGUGUCAACAGCCUGAUGGUGUGGCGAGAAGCAACUCAAGACCGUGGAAAACAGAUGCCGUGCUUUGUGUGUACAUUCACCCGGCGGUUCAAGCUUGCAUAUGCUAAAAAGUAAGGUGAUACUGCUAUGGAUAAAAAGGUUUGAAUCUGAGGUAAAGGAGCAAGUCUGAGGUACCUUGAGGUAAUUUGAUCCACUUGCAUAAAAGGUGUACCAUCUCCCUUUAGUCUGAUAGGAUAUUGGUAAAAUUUCAUAUUGGUCCUAAUGUCCAUCGGUGCUAUCUUCAAUUUGUACUAAUGUCUAACGGUACCAUCUCCAAUUGGUCAAACAGUCCAUCGGUAUCAUCUUACAUUGGUCCUAAUGCCCAUCGAUUCCAUCUUGCAUUGGUCAGACACUCCAUUGGUACCAUCUUCCAUUGGUGUCUGACAGUUCAUUGAUACCAUCUUCCACUGGUCCUAAUGCCCAUCGGUUCCGUCUCCCACUGGUCAGAGUCCAUUUGUACUAUCCCAAUUGAUCAGGCAGUCCAUUGUUACCAUCUCCCAAAGGUCCGAUAGGCCAUUGGUACCAUCUACCAUUUGAAACAGUCCAUUGUUACCAUUACCCAUGUCAGACAGUCCAUUGGUACCAUCUCGCAUAGGUCAUACAGUCCAUUGGUACCAUUUCCCAUGUCAGACAGUCCAUUGGUACCAUCUCACAUGGUUCAUACAGUCCAUUGGUACCAUUUCCCAUUGAUCAGACUGUCCAUUUGUAACAUCUCCCAGUGGUCCAACAGUCCAGUGGUACCAUUACCCAUGUCAGACAGUCCAUUGGUACCAUCUCGCAUAGGUCAUACAGUCCAUUGGUACCAUUUCCCAUGUCAGACAGUCCAUUGGUACCAUCUCACAUUGUUCAUACAGUCCAUUGGUACCAUUUCCCAUUGAUCAGACUGUCCAUUUGUAACAUCUCCCAGUGGUCCAACAAUCCAGUGGUACCAUUACCCAUGUCAGACAGUCCAUUGGUACCAUCUCGCAUAGGUCAUACAGUCCAUUGGUACCAUUUCCCAUUGAUCAAACUGUCCAUUUGAAACAUCUCCCAAUGGUCCAACAGUCCAGUGGUACCAUUACCCAUGUCAGACAGUCCAUUGGUACCAUCUCCCAAUGAUAAACAGUCCAUUGGUACCAUCUCCCAAUGAUAAAACAGUCCAUUUGUAACAUCUCCCAAUAGUCCAACAGUCCAGUGGUACCAUUACCCUGUCAGACAGUCCAUUGGUACCAUCUCCCGCAAUGAUAAAACAGUCCAUUGGUACCAUCUCCCAAUGAUGAAACAGUCCAUUUGUAACAUCUCCCAA